CUUGGAAGUUUUUAAGGUCAGGCUUGACAAAGCCCUGGCUGGGAUGGUUUAGUUGGGGAUUGGUCCUGCUUUGAGCAGGGGGUUGGACUAGAUGACCUCCUGAGGUCCCUUCCAACCCGGAUAUUCUAUGAUUCUAAGGUCCGUUGAGCUAUCAGCCCCUGCCUGUAAAUCCCUUCCGAAAGCUCACCUCGGCUGUGAUGCCUACAGAGCUCUGCCAGCUGACAAAGGGAAGGGAGAGAGGAUGAAAUCUACAGACAAGGUUAGAGGGCAACUUGGAUGUCGUAUUUAUAGAUUCCAAGGCCAAAAGGGACCAUUGUGAUCAUCUGGUCUGACCCCCUGUAUAAUACAGGCCAGAGGACAACCCCCAAAAUAAUUCCUUGAGAAGAGCUCUUUAGAAAAACAUCCUACCUUGGUUUUAAAAUGACCAGUAAUAGAGAAUCCACAGGACUAAAUGGCGGUGAAUCAUCCUGCAAUUUACAUGGUCUAAUCAUAUCCACACAUUUAUAACAUGCCCAUCACCAUAGUAUCUAAGCAAAACCAACGCACUGGAUUUGUAACGAAGCCUAUACCAAGCCUCUUCCCCCCAAGUAUGUUUGCACCUGCAGUAUAUAGUGCCAGACUGUUUGCCCCACACUUAAAUCUGGGUGCAAAUACUUCACUCUCUAAAUGCUGCACUACGUACCCACCGUUAAAAGGCGCCCACCAACAUCGGAGGGGGGCCCUGAAAAGCUGGCUCAGACGCGUGCCCAAGUUUCACUAACUCUAGACCUCUGAGGACUCUACUCAUGCAAGUGGGUCCAUGGAGGGCUGGGGGAUCAGACCCCUAGUCUCCUAAAUGUAAAGAGACUGAUUUGUAAUGCAGAGGGGACGGGCUUUGCUGACAGUGCAAGCGUGGGAAGGUUUGCCACAGCAGGCAUGCAGAAAACAAAGGGUUUGCAUGACUGCUCUGUGGGCUGAUGGGAAGUGUAGUUCUCCCUCUCUGAUAAGGUUAAACAUCUGUGCUGUGAUCACAGGCAGCUUCAGUACCUUCCGGGGAAGGACUACAGCUCCCAGGAAUGCUUUGCAGCUCUGCAGGAGUAAAAGCCUUACAAUAGAAGGGACUCUAUGGGGCUAAGACAGCUGCACAUGUGAUCUCUGUGGGUAACUGCCUUAUUCCUCAGCAUCCUUAGUUUGUCAGGGUUUGCUUUAAAAAAAAAUCCCUCAUAGUCCUGCCUGCAGAUCGCCCCCCUUUUUCUUCUAUCUAAUCUUUCACUGCCUUUCCUGGUAACCUGAAAUCAGACCAGAGUCUCUCUGCACUGGCAGCCAUUAAGAGAGAAAAAACGGGCAGGGGGAAUAGGAAUCUCUAAAUACUGAUUGAUUAAAAAAAACGGAUCUGGGGUCCUCAUGGUCUGCGGAGUUCCAGCCAAGAAAACCCAUCUACACCCGGUUCAUUCCAGCACCAGAGGGGAAUGGCUGAGGAGAUCUCCGCUCAGAGGCUGGUAACAUUUGAGGAUGUCAGUGUCUAUUUCUCCCCGGAGGAGUGGGCGAUUUUGGAGGAAUGGCAGAGAGAGCUUUACCGGGACGUCAUGAGGGAGAAUUAUGAGCUUCUGAUCUCAAUGGCAGGUCAUUCUGUUACGAAACGUGACCUCCCGCCACGGACCGAGCAAGGGGAGGAGCCGCCACGUCCCAGGGCGUGGAGCGACGCAGAGGAAAAGGGGACUCUGCAGAGCUGCUUCACAGAUGAUGACAACUUUACUAUAAAAUCAGAACCACCUGACCCCUUACCAGAGAGAUCAGAAGAGAGUCUCUCCAUGUUUCCAGACUGGAGAAAUGCCUACAAGAUCCAGUGCAAACCACAAAGGCAACAGAUGUACCAUGCAGGAGCCAAGCAUGAGAAGCUAACUAUAAAAUUAGAGCCAAGUGAGCCCUCAUCAGAAAAGUCUGAAGAAGAUCUUUCCACAUCUUCAGACAUCUACAGGAUCCAGUGCAAACCAGAAAGGCAGCAGAUGAACCCCACCGGAGCAGAGAAUGAGAACCUUACUGUGAAAUUAGACUCCCCCGAACUAUCACCGGAACAGUCCAAAGACACUGUUCUUGAGUCUUCAGACUGGGACAGCAUCUUCAGGAUCCCUUGCAAAUCAGGAAGGCAGCCGGUGAGCCUCAUUGAAGCCGCCCAUGAGACCUCUGCUAUAAAACUGGAGGUCCCGGACCGAUCAUCAGAAACACACCAAGAGAACGUGGCCAUGAAUCCAGACUGGGGGAAUGUCUGCAGGGUCCCAUGCAGAUCACAAAGGCAGCUGAGGAGCACUCUAGGGGCUGAGGCUGAACAAUCCAGCUUUGGCAACAUGGAGAAUUUUGCACUUUUCCAAGGACACCUGAAGAGAGAAAUGCCAUACGUGUGCAUGGAAUACAAAGACAACUUUGCGGAUCAGGUUGGCCUGGAACCACACCAGGGAAAGCUCCCACUGGAGGCUCCAUUUAACUGGACUGAUUGCGGCAGCAGCUUUGGGCCGAUGUCCCUUCUCAUGACUCAUCAGGAAACCCACAUGGGAGUGAGGCCGUACAUCUGCACCGAAUGCAAGAAGGGCUUCAAUCACAAACAAGACUUGAUACGGCAUUACCGUAUCCACACGGGAGAGAGGCCCUAUCAGUGCACUGAAUGCGGGAGAAGCUUCAUCCAGAAAACGCACCUUAUAACGCACUUCCGAAUCCACACGGGCGAGAGGCCGUUUCCAUGCACCGAGUGUGGGAAAAACUUCAGGAAAAAAACCCACCUGGUGCGGCACCAGAGGACUCACUCAGGAACCCGGCCGCUUCCCUGCUCUGUAUGCCAGAAGAACUUCAGCCACAAGCAAGAUCUCGCCAGGCACCAGCAGAUCCACACAGGGGAACGGCCGUUCACGUGCACCGAGUGUGGGAAGAACUUCAGCUGGAAGAAGAAUCUCAUCACCCACCAGCGUAUCCACACGGGGGAACGGCCCUUCAGCUGCGUCAAGUGUGGGAAAAGCUUCAGCUGGAAGAAAUACCUCAUCACGCACCAGAAGACCCAUGAGGAGAAGAGACUGUACAACUGCCCUCACUGCGACAGGAGCUUCUGCCAGAAGUCCGUGCUCACCAUGCACCAGAAGACACACCUCGAGAGGCGAUCCUACACCUGCGCCAUAUGCCAGAGGAGCUUUGGCCACAAGCAGGACCUCAUAAGGCACCACCGGAUCCACACCGGAGAGAGACCCUUCGCCUGCAGCGAAUGCGGGAAGAGCUUCAGCCAGAAGACUCACCUGGUUACCCACUUCAGGAUCCACACAGGCGAGAGGCCGUUCCUGUGCAGCGAAUGCGGGAAAGGGUUCAGCAAGAAAACCCACCUGAUGAGGCACCAGCAAAUCCACACAGGGGAGCGGCCCUUCAGGUGCACCCAGUGCGACAAAGGCUUCAGCUGCAAGAAGAACCUCCUCACCCACCAGCUGAUCCACUCGGGGGAUGUGACCCUCUAUGCCUGCGCCGAGUGUGAGAAGAGCUUCACCUGGAAGAAGAACCUCAUCACCCACCAGAAGAUCCACGCGGGGAAGAAGCCGUUCAUCUGCACCGAGUGCGGGAAGAGCUUCAGCCAGAAAACCCACCUGAACGCCCACCAGCGCAUCCAUACCGGAGAGCGGCCCUUCCCCUGCGCCCAGUGCGGGAAGGCCUUCAGCCAGAAGUCCAUCCUCAUCACACACCAGAAGACCCACCUGGGCAGCCGGCCCUACGCCUGCACGGAGUGCGAGAAGAGAUUCAGCCACAAGCAGGACCUGAAGAGACACCUGAGGAUCCACACAGGAGAGAGGCCCUAUGCAUGCACCGAGUGCGGCAAGAGCUUCAACCAGAGGACACACCUCAUCACGCACUACAGGAUCCACACCGGGGAGAGGCCCUUCCCCUGCGACCUCUGCGGGAAGCGCUUCAGCAAGAAAACACACCUCAUGAGGCACCAGAGAGUGCACGCAGUGGUAAAGCCGCACGUGCGCUUACUCAACAUGGGGGCCAUCGCCAUGGGGAGCCAGCUUUCGGUCUCGGUUGGAAGUCCUAUCUCCCUCGGGGAUCCGCUGAAGGAGGAGACCAUAUACAUUUAUCAGCUGUGAAAGAAGAGCAACACUAGACACCUGCCCGACGGAGCUGAGCAAGGAAGGUGCAAGGAAGAAGCUUCUUGUCAAAUAACCACUCAGAAUCCAGACACUGCUGAAUGUGAGAGAAGCUUCACUCUUGCUCCACAGCAAGGCCACAUGCCUGGACCCAGUAUGCAGGAGCAGGUCCAGUCUAACCGUCCAGCUCCUGUUCCCACCAGCAAAUGCGCACAGAGCAGAAUCCGUGUCUCUUUAUCAGGCUGAAGUCUGCAGAUAAACUUUAUAGCACUCCAGGGACCAGCCUAGCGCUGGGACCCUAGAGGAAAGGUUCGUCUCCUCUCUCAGGUUAAUUAGUGGCCUCACACAAAGAACAUACUUUGGCCCCAAUUUGCAGCAAGUUGCCUUAGUUGCACACGCAGAAGUUGAGUGCAUCUGUCUGUGCCCCCGAAAGUGCAUCAGCCUACGCAAGACGAGCAACUGCCUGCACAAAGCACGCUUGGGGUGCAAUACUUGUGAGCACUGCUAAAGAAUCCCCCUGGAAACACGUCCCUUUGUAUCCGGGAUGUGAGAAGAACGUCCACCACAACUGGACAUUUUAAAGGUCACAAGACAGUCCACAUAGACAUUCACGGGAGUCUGCCGGGAGGAAUAUAAGCUUCGCUACUAGGUCCUGCUUCAGUCUACUCUGCAGAUCUGAACCAGGAGAGCAAAGACAGAACUGCAAUGAAUGUGUGAAAAGCUGCUAUCGAUAUUUAUAUGUAAAUUUCAAAUGGGAUCAUCGCAGGAAUCAACAAACCACAAAGACUGCCCUCAGUUGUACAGUAGCCCCUGAAAACGUGAGAAAUGGGGGGACACAGUGUCCGGCAUGUAGAACGUUUUCAAAAGAAGAGGAGUAAAGGAAUAACCAAGAUACCCUGUUAUCACCUCUGUCAGCCACUCCCCCUGCACCCCGUAUCCGCAGGGUGGCAGAGGACACUGAACACGAGUUGGCAGGAAGCCGUAGUGGGAAACAGUUUCGAACAGAACCAUCAUUUCUCCUUGAACUGCUCCUGGAAAUACUGGAGUGUAUUUCAGUGGCGCAUCAGCACACGCUGCAGUGACCAAACCAGGGGCUUUCCGUUCAGGCAGUGGGAAUGUCUACCUAGCUCUUCUCUCAUUUGGCUCGUACAUCCGCAGCAGAGAGCAGCUCGAUGGGUUUCAGAACCGGGCGCACCAUGAGAAUCCGAGCACCGUCUGCUUCCCCACAGGGACCCAGGGCUGUUAUUGCAGAUGUUAGCUCUAGCUUGCACAACGAGCGUGCUGAGUAUCAGACACGCUCACCACCGUCUAGCCAUGACACACUAACAGGGCUUAAAUUCGUCCGGAGCAGAAAUAUUGGUAAAUAUUCCCGAGCCCCAGCGUACCCUGUGGGGUGGAGCCCCCGCCUGCCCUGAGACCCGGUGUGCCCCCCCCUCCCCUACCCCCAUUGCGGCUAUAUCCCAGAGCCCCGCCACAGGGCAGAAUCCCCGAGCUCGCCCCACCAGCCCAGUGACUGGAGCCCUGAGCCUCCCCUCCACCCUGCUGGGCCCUGGAGUUUUUAUAGCAUGGUGGGGGGAGGUGAGAGGGGUUCUGGGAAAUAAUCUAUAAGAAUUUAAGCUCUGCCCACUAAUACUGCAGCCUCUGUAGUAGUAUUUAGAUAUUCUCUGCUUCUGUGGAUGACUUGUUCAUCCACAGAAGCAGAGAAUAUCUAAAGUCGCAUUCAGUGUCCUGCGUAAAGCGCAGGUACCUUGUCGUGAAAGGGAUGGUACGACUGGUGUUACAGCACUUACCGUUCCCAGGCGGUCUAGGGGCCAGUCUGAGCUGUCCAGCGUCUAGGGGCUUGUCUCUUCUCCCCACAUCGCUGGAGUAUCUGAAAGCCUCCCAGUAAAACCAGCCCCCCUAUUGCUGCCAUUGGAGGGUUUUAAGGGCAGGUUGGACAAACCCUGUCAGGGAUGGUCUAGUUAUUAUGCAGUCCUGCCCUGAGUGCAGGGACUGGACGGGAUGACCUCUCGAGGGCCCUUCCAGGCCUGUGGUUCUAUUUCUUUCUUCCGUCCCUACAGGCGAGAAGCAGGUUUGGUGGACACGGACACACACAGCCUGGGGCAAAUAAAGAACGUGGGUUUAAUGUUGUGCAAUGUAAUAUACGUGGGGGGAAAGUUACUGAGAAGGGGACUGUAGAGAUCCGUGAGCUCAGAAAAUGCCUGCCUUGGUUUGUAAAGGCAGCGUGGCGUGAAAAGGCAGGAAAUCCCCUCCUGUCCCUGCACGUUGUAACGCUCGCUGAAAGGGCUUCCCUCGUGCCACGCUGAACCUGCAGCGUCAGGGGCUGGAGUUUGCUGCUCAUUGUAAAUGGAGCGAAUUUGAUCUGGAACCCACUGAGGCAGAAUCAGCGUUAACUGCCCCACCCCCCGGUGCUGUUUCGACAGGGGCCUACCUGUCUGGCCACACUCACACUCAAGGUAAAGUCCCAUAGCAGUAGGGCCGCCAACGUGGGGCGGGAGGGGGCAAAGGGGGCAAUGGCCCAGGGGCCCCCGGCCCCCACCCCGAGCGCCAACUCCGCAACUCCCAUUGGCCGGGAACUGCAGCCAAUGGGAGCUGCGGGGGCAGUGUCUGCGGGCAGCAGCGUGUGGAGACACCCUAAGCCCCCUGCCUAGGAGCCGCUGCGAGAGGGGUGUGUGGGUCGCUUUCGAGAGCCGCCCAAGGUAAGCGCUGACCCCCUCCUACAACCCAGCCCCCUGCCCCAGCCUAGAGCCCACACCCCCUCCUGCACCCAACAUUCUG
Molecule: messenger RNA, 6872 nt
Organism: Chelonia mydas (Green sea turtle)
Lineage: Eukaryota; Metazoa; Chordata; Testudines; Cheloniidae
Product: zinc finger protein 271
Exons: 4
Coding region: 1449-4094 (881 amino acids)
Biological process (GO): regulation of DNA-templated transcription
Source: RefSeq, a predicted model, not a curated record